AUGUCCAGCGCCGGAUACUAUCAGAACCAGCCACAGCAGAGCUACAACGGCGGCUAUCCUCCUCAGGGCCCCCCACAGGGCGGUCCCCCUCCUGUGCGUAUAACGCUGUCGUUAUCCCGUCGCCGUGCAACUUCGUCAGGUGCAACUCAGUUAGUGGGGGGAGUUGGAAGCGCUGACUUUUGA
This is a messenger RNA of Trichophyton rubrum CBS 118892, 183 nucleotides long. RefSeq lists its product as uncharacterized. The record is from RefSeq and is a predicted model, not a curated record. The transcript has 2 exons. NCBI's taxonomy places the organism in Eukaryota, Fungi, Ascomycota, Eurotiomycetes, Onygenales, Arthrodermataceae. The coding region runs from base 1 to 183 and encodes 60 amino acids.